Messenger RNA from Acanthochromis polyacanthus (spiny chromis), 1194 nucleotides. RefSeq names its product regulatory factor X-associated ankyrin-containing protein (gene rfxank). Bases 271 to 966 code for a protein of 231 amino acids. NCBI's taxonomy places the organism in Eukaryota, Metazoa, Chordata, Actinopteri, Pomacentridae. The transcript is spliced from 9 exons. The record is from RefSeq and is a predicted model, not a curated record. Gene Ontology annotation, cellular component: nucleus. Gene Ontology annotation, molecular function: protein binding. Gene Ontology annotation, biological process: regulation of transcription by RNA polymerase II.
AUAUUCCGGACAGAAAUAUCGAUCAAGGAACACAGUUCUUCCUUCCAAGAGUGCCAGAUGCGGCGAUACGUUACUGAUUCAAACGUCUUUUCAUUUCCUUUGUUAAAAUAAUUGCUUUACUGAGUAGCUAAUCAAGUGGGCGACCAGUAAUGUCGUCGCCCAGAUGUCCGAAGACAAGCAAGAUUCAGUGUGCGAUCUGAAAUGAUUUAGUUUCAGUUUUCUCAGGAGGAAGUUAGCGCAAUUUUAGACUGUGAGGCUGGAUGUGUGAUCAUGGAGGCCAGAGGUGAUGAUGAGGUUGCAGAUGGCCAACAUGUUCAGCCAACCAGCGCUAACGCAUGUCCCUCCGAACCAAGACAGGACAAGUCCACUGAGAACUUGGAUGUGGAUGAGGAUGAUUUGUUCAAACACUCCACCACUCUGACCAACAAGCAGCGUGGGAAUGAGGUUACAGUGCGUCCGGCAACAUUAGACUCUCUGUCUAUACACCAGCUGGCUGCUCAAGGUGAGGUUUCACAAGUGGCUGCACACCUGAGCAGAGACAGUUCGCUGAUUAGCAGACAGGAUGAUCGGGGUUUCACGCCUCUAAUGUGGGCAGCAGCGUUUGGAGAGAAAGCCGUGGUGGACUUUCUCCUGGAAAAGGGUGCAGACCCCAAAACUAUUGCGAGGGAGCGAGAGAGCGCCCUGACACUGGCCAGCUCUGGAGGUUAUGUGGACAUUGUUGAGUCUCUUCUCAGACAUGGAGUGGACAUUAACACCUAUGACUGGAAUGGUGGAACACCUCUUCUCUAUGCUGUACGAGGGAACCAUAUAAAAUGUGUAGAGGCACUACUAGCCAAAGGAGCAGAUAUGACCAUUGAGUCUGACUCUGGAUACAGUCCGAUGGCUUUAGCCGUUGCCCUUGGACACAAAAAAAUUCAGAAAGUGUUGGAGGACCAUAUCCUGAAACUCUACAAGCCACCAACAUGACACUAGUUGAGGACUUCUGUCACCGCAGCAGAUCAGUGCAUAUGUAGAAACAUUCACACAGAAAACUGCAUUUGUUGAUUUCUGAACUGUUUAUUCCAGUAGUAUGCAUCACUUUGUAUGCCCUACAAUGUAAAAAAACAACAACUUUGAAUGAACAAGGACUAAAUGUGACAGCUGUGCAGCAGCAAAUAAUGGCAGUAAACAUGUUUUAAUAAAAAUUUAUUUUUA